Trichophyton verrucosum HKI 0517 is the source of this 1719-nucleotide messenger RNA. RefSeq lists its product as uncharacterized. The coding region runs from base 1 to 1719 and encodes 572 amino acids. Gene Ontology annotation, biological process: positive regulation of transcription by RNA polymerase II. The transcript has 2 exons. Gene Ontology annotation, cellular component: nucleus. The record is from RefSeq and is a predicted model, not a curated record. Lineage: Eukaryota; Fungi; Ascomycota; Eurotiomycetes; Onygenales; Arthrodermataceae.
AUGUUUGGCGUCGGUCUUGGGCCUGACGGAAAGCCAGCUCACUUUUUUGAAGGAUCACUCGGUCCGGUCCCCCAGGCUUACGGCCACCCUCCACCACAGUACUACCAGCCUCAGCACCCCCAGCAGCAGCCCAAUCCCUCGUAUGGAAACGUCUACUAUGCCGUUGGCCACGAUGCUGCCCACCAGGCGUCCUACGAGAGCAAGAAGCGUGGCUACGAUGCCCUCAAUGAGUUCUUUGGAGACCUGAAGCGCCGUCAGUUCGACCCUACCUCCUAUGCCGCCGUAGGCCAGCGUCUGCUCAACCUCCAUGGCCUCCCGCUGCCUCUGACCCACGGCGGUGCAGUGCCAGAGUACCAGCCCAUGCCUGCCAUGGUCGGCGUCGGUGGCGGCCAUAGUGGCUACCAGUCCGCCGGACCCAUCCCGACCCAGUCCUACCAUCUGCCCCCCAUGGGCAAUCUGCGCACCAAAGCUGACCUGAUGAACAUUGACCAAUUCCUGGAGCAGAUGCAGUCCACCGUCUACGAGAGUGAUGAAAACGUGGCCGCCGCAGGAGUUGCCCAGCCUGGUGCCCACUACGUCCAGGGUCCCCUGAGUUACCGCACGACUAACUCUCCCCCGACUCACCACCAGUCACACCACCACCCUCAUGCCACCGCCACUGCCGCUACGACCACUCCGGCGGCUACCACUGCCUCCAUGAUGUCCACUUCUGCUGCUGUCACUCCUGCUUCCUCUGUCUCUGCUGCCAGUAGAUCCCCUCUCGCAUCCACUCCGGCCCUCACUCCUCCCUCCAGCGCCCAGUCCUACACCUCUGGCCGCUCUCCGAUCUCGCUCGCCUCUAGCCAUGGCAUGUCCCCAUCCCAUCACCCUUCAACGGCAGGAAUGUACCCUACUUUACCCGCCACAACGGGCCAGGACAGCCUCUCCUCAUCGGGAUACCCAACCACCGUCUCCAGUGCCGCUCCCCCGUCCACUCUGAGCAGCAUCUUUGAUGAUGACCGAAGACGCUACACUGGCGGCAUGCUCCAGCGUGCUCGUCCUGACAUUGACCUCUCCACUCCCUCCAUCAAGCGUGAUGCUGACGCUGCUGCUGCUGCUAAGGACGAAGCUAAGCUGUCCUCCAGCGUCAUCGAUCCUGCCCUCAGCCGUGCCUCGGCCGACAUGGACGAAGAUGCUGCCCCCCGUAGAAGCCCUUCAUCCACCCCUACUCCCACUGCUACUACUGCUGCUGCUGCUGGACCAGAUGACCGCCAGCCAGCCGGUGAGCAGCAAUGGGUCGAGAACGUGCGUCUGCUACAGAGACUACGUGACUAUGUCCUCGAACGUCUCAACAACGGUGACUAUGUCGAUGAAGACAAGCAGGACGACUCCGACAAGGAGGAAGACGCCAAGACCGACAAAGCUUCCCCUGGAUCUGCAUCUACUACAUCUGCAUCUGACGCCGCUACCGGAGCCGGAGAGUACCCCAGCAUCAAGAUGCAUGGAAUGGAAGCGAUCGCCGCCGCUGCCGUGGCCCACGAGGAAGGAAGAGAUAGUCAGAUGCCACGCGACGACGAAGAUCAGGAGAACCCAUCUACCCCCACUGCCCGAAGCACGACAACCAUGCUCGAUGCCGAGGAAGAGGCCAAGCAAGCAGGAGAGAACCUGUAUCCUGUGCUCAAGAUGGCCGUUGACGAUGACGGAGCCGACACCGACGGCGACGAGAAAAUGGGCCAGUAG